Molecule: messenger RNA, 1330 nt
Organism: Sciurus carolinensis (gray squirrel)
Lineage: Eukaryota; Metazoa; Chordata; Mammalia; Rodentia; Sciuridae
Gene: Fbp1
Product: fructose-bisphosphatase 1
Exons: 7
Coding region: 115-1131 (338 amino acids)
Biological process (GO): fructose 1,6-bisphosphate metabolic process; fructose 6-phosphate metabolic process; gluconeogenesis
Cellular component (GO): cytoplasm; cytosol
Molecular function (GO): fructose 1,6-bisphosphate 1-phosphatase activity
Source: RefSeq, a predicted model, not a curated record
UGCGGACGCUUCCCAGUCGAUCGGUGCAUCGCUGCGUCCUCCCGCUGCGUGCCACCGCCCUCACUGCCGGGCGCGCACCUGUCACCUGCACCUGCCGCCCAGCGAGAAGCAAGCAUGGCCGACCGGGCGCCCUUCGACACGGACAUCAGCACCCUGACCCGCUUCGUCAUGGAGGAGGGCAGGAAGGCUCGCGGCACGGGCGAGCUGACCCAGCUGCUCAACUCGCUCUGCACCGCCGUCAAAGCCAUCUCCUCCGCGGUGCGCAAGGCGGGCAUCGCGCAGCUCUACGGCAUUGCUGGCUCUACCAACGUGACAGGCGACCAAGUUAAGAAGCUGGAUGUCCUCUCCAAUGACCUGGUUAUGAACAUGCUAAAGUCUUCCUUUUCCACCUGUGUUCUCGUGUCUGAAGAAGACAAACACGCCAUAAUAGUAGAACAGGAGAAAAGGGGUAAAUACGUGGUCUGUUUUGAUCCCCUGGAUGGCUCUUCCAAUAUUGACUGCCUUGUGUCCAUUGGAACCAUUUUUGGCAUCUACAGAAAGCAAUCCACUGGCGAGCCUUCGGAGAAGGAUGCUCUGCAGCCAGGCCGGAACCUGGUGGCGGCUGGCUACGCCCUCUACGGCAGUGCCACCAUGUUGGUCCUGGCCACCGAGAGCGGGGUCAACUGCUUCAUGCUGGACCCGGCCAUUGGAGAGUUCAUUUUGGUGGACAGGAAUGUGAAGAUCAAAAAGAAAGGUAACAUCUACAGCCUCAAUGAAGGCUACGCCAAGGACUUCGACCCUGCCGUCACUGAGUAUGUCCAGAGGAAAAAGUUCCCCCCUGACAACUCAGCGCCCUAUGGUGCCCGCUACGUGGGCUCCAUGGUGGCUGAUGUUCACCGCACGCUGGUCUAUGGAGGGAUCUUUCUGUACCCUGCCAACAAGAAAAGCCCCAAUGGAAAGCUGAGACUGCUCUAUGAAUGCAACCCCAUGGCUUUUGUCAUGGAGAAGGCAGGGGGACUGGCCACCACCGGGAAGGAAGCGGUGUUAGACAUCGUUCCCACCGACAUCCACCAGAGGGCGCCGGUCAUCUUGGGGUCCCCAGACGACGUGGCUGAGUUCCUGGAGAUAUACAAGAAGCACUCUGCCAAGUGAGGAGUCGCCUUGCCUCACGGCAAGGAAUCGCCUCUCACCUCACGCACUGACCACUGUGCAUUUCCAGAGGGCAGACAGAAGGCACGGUGGGCACCUUCACCCACUGAAUGCGUCUCAAUAAUGCCACCUGUGGGCGAGAUGUAUUCUGAGUGGAAGGAGGAGAAAUAAACUUGUUCUUCCUGUAAAAAAAAAAUUUCAU